AUGUGGGCCAUUAUCGAGCCGGGCAUGGGCAUCACAGCCGCCAACCUCGCCACUUUGCGGCCCCUCUUCCGCAGCAUUCUCGGCGGCGACUCCAACGCCACACCCCCUUGCCGUUCUCUCCCCGCCAUUGUACUCUCCUCCAGGCGUAGCCGCGAGUUGCCGGAGCCUGCGGCAUUCCAGUCCCUCGGCACGCCAUCCGAGAUCGAUGUGGAUGGUAACACCGCUAGUUGGGAGGACAUGGAGAUUGUGAAGACAAGCCAGGUGAAACUUCGCAAUAUGGACCAGACCGGCGAGAUGGCCCGGUGUUCCAUGCCAGGGAGAUGA
Venustampulla echinocandica is the source of this 324-nucleotide messenger RNA. RefSeq lists its product as uncharacterized. The transcript has a single exon. NCBI's taxonomy places the organism in Eukaryota, Fungi, Ascomycota, Leotiomycetes, Helotiales, Pleuroascaceae. The record is from RefSeq and is a predicted model, not a curated record. Bases 1 to 324 code for a protein of 107 amino acids.